UAGAUUUGGGGCUUUUGUAUUAAUUUUGUUUUGAUGGGGUUUUUGUGUUACUUUUAUUUUGAUGGGUUUUUUGUGGAAGGAUGGUGAUACCUCUGGGUUAUAACUCGCGGACCGCAAAAACAAACACGCUGUUAGAGUUUGGGCCUUCAGCGGUUCAGCCUGGCUCGUCUGACCCAGUCCAACACGAUUGCAUUGCAAAGGGAACAAAACUGACUGGAGUCAACCUGUGUUGAAUGAAUGCAUUAAAAAAAUGAGAUCUUUGGUUUGAUGCAUUAGUUUCGUUUUCUAAUAGAUCUUCUUCUCUCUCUCUCUUUUUCUUCUAAAUAACUACUUUCUUCAUCGUCAUCGUGCAAUCGCUAUCACGCACAGAGGCGGUUAACUCCUCGCUUCACUAACCACUUGUUUUUGGGUAGUUUCCUCCUCUUAUAUUUCUCCUUCUCGUUUCCUUUUUUUGAUUGAUUCCGUUCGUUUUUCAAUAUCUAGGGUUUCAUAUAUUUUGUUUUCCUUCUGGUAUGUUCAUCUCUUUUUCUCCCUCAUUCUUCUGUUACAUCUCUAUGAUUAUCAUCUGUAAUUGAUUUCGGAUAUCUUUUAUUUGAAUCUCUUUAUUAUAGUUAGUAUUCGGUGGCUGGGUUAAUUAAUCCUCAAUCUCGUAUCUUUUUAGUGGAUGGAUGGAUGGUUCAUAUUCUGAGUUUGAAUCCCUUGAUGUGUCUUAGCCAUCACUAUCGCUGCUGAACUUGGUAGCCUUACCUAAGGAAAUUCAUGGACGUCAAAGGGGAUCAGGAGAAAAGUCAUUCCAGAGGCGGUCCUCCCAUUUUUGGUGCAAUAUUCAUGUGCAACCGCAGGACAAAACAAGAAUGUUUUGAACGAUGUCUUUUUGGCCUUCCAUCUUCUCAAGCAUAUUUUGUGAAUAAAAUUAAAUAUGGAACGGUUUUGUUUCUUUUCGAGUACGAGGAGAGAAAACUUUAUGGUGUGUUUCGGGCUAACUCAGACGGUGCCAUGAAUAUUAAACCAAAUGCAUUCAAGUCUUCAGGGAAGCAAUUUCCUGCUCAGGUUUCCUUCAGGAGCCAAUGGAAAUGCCAUCCGGUUUCAGAAAGUGAGUUCCGUGAUGCUGUUAAAGAUAAUUACUAUACAAAGGAAAAGUUUGGUUUUGGUCUCUCUGAGGAUCAGGUUCACAAGCUGCUGCUUUUGUUUAGCACAAGAAUCAAGGAUAGCUCACUGCGAUCCAAGAGUCUAACAACUAGCACCGAAGCAAUGAGGAAAUGUGGGAAAUCUGGUUUGGGAACAGUUAGUGUAUCUGGGAAUGGCAGGAGGGUUGUUACAACUGAUAGAGCUGGGACUGAAGAGGGUAGGGACAACGCCUCAGUCAGAAUGAACACGACAGGGUACCGUAUGUCGCCUAGGCCUAACCGGAUCAGUCAUCGCUUGGGAAGUUCUGAGAAACACUUUCCAAGAAGAGAUGAUCGUGAUAACCAGCUUAUGGAUGCUUCCUACAACGGUGCUUACAUGUCUGAAGAUCCACGAUAUCAUCGCUUGGGAAGUUCUGAAAAACACUUUCCAAGAAGAGAUGAUUGUGAUAACCAGCUUAUGAAUGCUUCCUACAACGGUGCUUACAUUUCUGAAGAUCCACGAUAUCAUUUUGGAAAUUCAUCAUCACUCAGUGUAGAUAACCGCACCACUCCUGCACAUGAACAUACAUCUCAUUCCAAGACUUUACCAGAUAGUUUCUAUCCAGAUUGUAGAAGCCAGCUGAUUCCAGCAACCCACUUAGAACCAGUUAGCUCGGUCGCACCAGAUAGUUCCUAUGCAGGUUAUGGAAGCCAGCUGAUUCCAACAAGCCACUUAGAACCAGAAAGCUCGAUUGUACCAACCGUAAGAUUUCAUAAUCCAAAUGCCAUUAUUGAUAACCCUCAAGAUUACAUACCACUCAAAUCUGAUGUUCGAAUUCCAGAGUAUGGUUAUCAUGGCAACCAGGACUCAGCUUCCAGUAAUUUUGAGAUGUACCCUGAUCACUUGAUACCCGAUAACUCUGUAUCAAGAAUGCCUGGUUUAAGAAAUGAAAUCUUUGAAAGGGAAAAUACAUUUUCUUUAUCCUUCGGCCUGGCUUCAGGUACUGGUGCCUCUCCUGUGCAUCACCAUGGUUGUGUUGGUGAAGGAUUACGGUAUUGGAAGAUGGACACAUCAACUGCUCUUCCCCUGGAAAUCAAUGACAAUCCCACCCCUCAGUUGGACUAUUAUUCCCGAGAAUCUCAAAAAUUGGAUCCAGGUGAAAGUCUUAGGUAUGAUUAUUCAACUGAAGACAUUAAGGACUAUCGGACUCACGUAAGCCUUCGUUCUGAUACUCACAAAUCAAGAAGAAGUGUGUUUUCUCGUUUGAAUAAGGUUAAAGGCAGCAUUACCAAGAAUCAGCAUAGUAAAGGUAACACUGAAAGUGACAUGACAGUGGAGCAACUCAUGGGUGAAUUGCACUAUCAGAACAGAACUAGGAAGGAGAUGGGAAACUCUGGACAAUCUGUUGCUCGUGACGACACUAACAGAAAUUUUAAACGGCAUAUUGCUCUGGAUGUUGAUAACAGAAACACAAAAUGGCAUACUGCUCGUAAUGAUGAUCUUGGUUGUAGUAAGAAAAACUUAAGAGGGUCUGUAGAUCACGGUAAUGAUGAUCUUGGUGAUAGUAAGAAAAACCUAGGACGAUUUGCUGUUUGUGAUGAUGAUCGUGAUACUAGUAAGAGAAUCUUAAGGCGAUCUUCUUCCCAUGAUGAUGAACGUGAUACAAGUAAGGGAAAGUCCAGACAAUUUACUGCUAGUGUUGAGGUUCGUGAUAAUAUUAAUAAAAACCCUAAUCGCCUUCCUGCUCGUGAUGAUGAUCAUGGUAGUAAUAAGAAGAACUCUGGACGAUGUAUUGCUCAUGAUGAUGGUCAUGACAGUAAUAAAAAGUUCAAGAAAGCAGUGAUUGGAGAUGAUAAUAAUCUGGCCAGUGAAGAGGAAAAACUUAUGGAAACAGACGGGGAAGAGGCUCCACUAGUCAACUAUAAACGGCGCAGUGAAACUGGAAAGGGGCAACAGGGAAGUGGGUUGAGAGGAUGUGUUAAGGGUUUUGACUCAGAAGUUGUCCCUGGCAAGAAAAGGAAACUGGUGAGACCGUCAUUUGGUUCUGUUGCUGGUGGAGAAGGAAAUGGAUGCAGAAAAGAUGAGUUAGCUCAAGAUUUUGGUUGGAAGAGCGUUGGCAAGAGUGGCAGAGAACUGAAAGGGUCAACUUCCAAGGAUGUUGGAACAGGAUUGUCCCAAGAAGUGGUUUCUACAGACUGCUUGUUGGAAAGUAGGUUAGAUCACGAUGUGCGAAGUAAUAAUGGAGAUUACAGAGAAUGCUCAAACUUAACAGAACAAGAGGUUGGUGAUGCUUUGAUCAAAACAGCAAGUGAAGGAAAAACAGUUGACUUCUGUCCUAGAUCUAUAUCAUCCAAUGAUGGUAUGCAAGGGGAAGGGCAGUGUGAAGAAGCCGUUGCCGAAGAGUGUUUGUUGACUGUGCAAACUCCAUUCCAAGUAGCCCUAGUUCGUGCUGAGGGGCAGAAUGAAACAGACGAAGGCAGCUCCCAUGAAGCACUGCAAGGUCCUGUUGUUGGUUCUGUUAAAACUGAGAGUAAAGGAAGCCCUAAAGGUUUUUCUCUUGAGUCCAGUGGUGUCGGGUGCUACAAAGAAGAGGAUCCUGUCCCAAAGCUUGGUUCUAGAGACUGCUGUUCGAACAUGGAAGUGGUAACAAAAGAUGUUGUGCUCAGUGCUGUGGGUCUUCAAAAAAUGGUUGAAGAAAACGUGAUAACAGUAGUGCAGGAGCACUGUCCUUCUGAAAGUGAAAGCAAAAGUAGCAUGUUAAAUUGCUCUCUUGCCACCAAUGCUGUUGAGGAUCUUAAAGAGGUUGGUUCUAGAGACUGCUGUUCGAAUAUGGAAGGGGUAACAAAAGAUGUUGCGUCCAGUGCUGCCGUGGGUCUUAAAAAAAUGGUUGAAGAAAACAUGAUAACAGCAGUGCAGGAGCACGGUCCUUCCGAAAGUGAAAGCAAUAGUAACAUGUUAAAUUGCUCUCUUGCCACCAAUGCUGUUGAGGAUCUUAAAGAGGGAAAAUCACAAGUACAUGUUGCUAGUGACCACAAGCCAAAAGCGCAAUGGUCAUUUCAGGAUGGCGUGGUUAGUACAGAAGGCUUCAAGCAAACAGCUAUGGAAGUUUCAAGUAAAGCACGGCCAAAGCUUACUGAUGGUUGUUUUGGACCUCAAGGUAAAGGACGUGAAGUUGAUUUGGCUAUUGAACCAAACACCGGUGAGAGUCACAAAGGGAAAGCGCUGUCCGAAGGACUCAUUGCUGAAAACCUCUUAUUGAACAGGCAAGGGUUAUCUCAAGAUACCAUGGAAAAUUGUGAUAUAUCUCUGCAACAAACAACUAAAAGAGGCUUAAAUAUUGCAGCUGAAGAGUUUAGUGGUGAUUCUUCUGAAAGUGAGCCCAAAGGGAAAAAAGUUAAAAUAUAUAUCAAAAGUACUGGUGAGACUCUGCAAAAGGAGGAACCGUCUCAAGAACCUGACGCAAGGGACUCAUUGCAACAGUUGGCUGAAGAACCUCCCUUUUGUAUUGAGGCUGACAAAGUGAAUUCUGAAAAAGCUGAUGCUAUAACUGAUGAUUCUCUAACAUGUGAUGGCAGAGAAAUUUCUGUAGAAUUUAAGUCAAGUAAGCCUGAAUUCCAUAGUGGAAAAAUUGAUAGCAAGAGAUUGCUCCACAGCAUUCCCUCAUCACUUGUCAAGGAUGAAACUACUGCCAAGAUGGUUGAUGAGGAUUAUGGAUGUGAACGCGAAUGUAAGCCAAAAGUAUCAUCUGUAACCAUGCAGUCUGAAUCCGAACAAAGACCAUUGAGGAGGGUUAAGAAGGUUCUUAAAAGGGUUAAGAAAGGAACUAGUAAUCCAUCUGCAUAGAAAGUAUUCUAUGCUAGUGAAAAAGCAGGCACCUCAUAGAAUCCAUAGACAUCUUUACGUGCUGAAUUUUUGAGCAAGUGGUUACGCAAUUUCCAGUUUUUUGUGAUCAAAGCAGCUUAAGUUUCCAGACACCUGUGCAAGUAAGAUAAAGAGCGGCUUCAGCAGAAGAAAACCUCCUUGGUGGUCAAUUUUUUUGUGGAGCAUGUCAGAAAAGAUUUUCUUGCAGUCCCUGCUAAGCAAGCUUUGUGGAGAACGUUGGGGAAUAAUCUUUUACAGGAUCCUUAUCUGACAACGCAGCUGCUAACAAUGCCAAUGCUCUCUAUCACCUGGAAGGGAUUUCUGUCACCUAUUUCAGGGUUUCAUUUUGUUGCUAGAAACCUUCUGUUGCAGGUUCGAGGCUUUGAUAAACUGGUGUGCCCAGCCUUUUGUUUAUCUUGAUUGUUAGGUAUCAGCCCCCUGGCAUGAUGGAGCUGUAAAUUCUUGUAUAGGCGUAGAAACUCUAGACUUUUAGGUUUUUUUU
Messenger RNA from Papaver somniferum (opium poppy), 5470 nucleotides. RefSeq lists its product as uncharacterized. The record is from RefSeq and is a predicted model, not a curated record. The transcript has 4 exons. The coding region runs from base 760 to 4950 and encodes 1396 amino acids. Lineage: Eukaryota; Viridiplantae; Streptophyta; Magnoliopsida; Ranunculales; Papaveraceae.